Messenger RNA from Jaminaea rosea, 3130 nucleotides. RefSeq lists its product as hypothetical. Lineage: Eukaryota; Fungi; Basidiomycota; Exobasidiomycetes; Microstromatales. The coding region runs from base 201 to 3020 and encodes 939 amino acids. The record is from RefSeq and is a predicted model, not a curated record. The transcript has a single exon.
GGAGCACCUGCCUCUCUGCCUCUCCUUCAUCGCCUUGCUUGCUAGCCAACAAGACCCGUGAAGAGCACGAUUCGCAAACGCCCGCUUUUUGAACUCUCUUCCCCUCGUCACGCACCUUUACGUACUUCUGGACUGGUUCCAUCUCGCGACUAUCUCAGCACUUCAUUCACCCACCUACACACCAAAUACAUUAGCUCAAAAUGGUCUCUGCUCGCUCCAACACCAUGCUUUCUCCCGCUUUUGCUCAACUCUCCGUGGCCCUCGCCUGCGCGAUGCUCCUCGCCAACAACAAUGGAGCCCACGCUGUCCCCCUUCGCGCUCGUGACGGCUCCCUGCCUCUGAGUCUCGACAACAACGCCAUGUACCAGAUGGGUGUCCCCGCUGGUGGAUCCGACAUGUACCAAUCGAUGCUCGCUCAGGACCUGGCUGCUCAACAGCAACUCACUGCAAGCCUCGCCGCCACGCCCGUCAAUGGCGCCGUAGCUGCUGCUGAGACGAGUCCCGCUACCCCGUCCUCGUCGGUGCUGCCUGGCGACAUGUUCUUCCAAGCCGAGGGUGUGGCUCAGCCCACCGCCGCCGUCGCUGCUCCCGUCGAGGCUGCUCCUCAAGAUGCUGCCGUUGCCGACACCGUGGCUCCCGCCUCUAUGCUCCCUGGCGACCUCUUCGAGCAAGCCGCCGGUGUACCGCAGCAGAUUGAGAUGGCUCAGAACAACAACGUCGCCAGGCGCAGCAUCGGUCACGGUGCUGGUGCACGCAAGGCGUGGCGUCCUCGAGGCUCUUCGAGGAUGGCAGCUUUCAAGCGUCAAGAGCCCGUAGCUGCCACCGACGCUACCACCGACCCCGACGCCGUGCCCAACAUGUCUGCCUCUGCUCAAGAGCCCACUUCCGCUGCUCCUACGGAGACUCCUGCCUCGGUCGCUCCUCCGGACACCGCUGCCUCGGUCGCCCCUACGGACACCCCUGCCUCGGUCGCUCCUACGGAAACUCCUGCAGCGGACGCCGCCACGCAAGUCACACCUUCGGCCGCCCCAACUGACGCGCCCGCCUCAGUAGCCCCCACGGACGUGCCUGCAUCGGCUGCCGAUAGCCAGGCUCCCUCUCAAGCUCCUGCCUCGGAGGCACCGUCGACCACCCCGGCCACGGAGACACCGACACCCACGGACGUACCUGUGCCCUCUGCUGGUGUCACUGAUGCCGCCAACAAUGCCGCUUCAGCACCAGUAGCUUCCUCUGUCGCCCCCACCACCACCGAGGCUGCCUCUGUUGCUCCCACCACGGCUCCUGCUCCUUCUGCUGUCUCGAGCGAGGCCAUCUCCCAGCUCAGCCAGGCUAGCGAGGUUGCUUCAUCUGCGGCUGCAACUGCUGUCGAGUCUGUCGCAUCGAGCUCGCCGUCGCUCGACGCCACCAGCUCGCCGACGCCCGAUGCUACCAGCUCGCCAUUGCCAGACGCGACACCCUCCGUGGCCUCGCAGGCAUCUGAGGUUGCCACCGACAGCGCUACCCCCUCAGCCACGGACGCUGCCAAAGAAAAUUCCAGCCAGUCCUCUUCGGCUACGCAAGACGCCUCUGCCGUGCCCAGCAGCGUUGCGUCUUCCAUGUCCAGCAGCGAGGCCGCCUCAGCCUCCUCAACCGAGUCAGUGCCCGAGCCUACCUCAACGCCACCUGCUGAGAAGGCGGCUUCGUCUGCGUCUCAAUCGUCUACUUCAUCAACCAUCGACGAGGCCAAGGCUACCAGCUCGCCCUCGCCGGACGCUACCAGCUCGCCAUUGCCGGAGGCUACCCCCUCAAUGACCUCCAAGGCCGAUGAGAAGGACGACCCUCAGACGUACACCAUGACCCUGACUCUGGGCAACGCCAAGGGAAUGGAGACAGCUAGCGUGUCGGAGUCGACCGCGUCGCCGACGCCUACGACUGACGGUGACAACGACGCUCCUUCCUCUAUCGUCGAGCCCACCUCGACCGCUUCGCGUGCUCAGAUGACCUCUGCCAGCGAGAGCGCUGCUCCCUCUUCGUCGUCCGCCAGCUCGUCCAGCGCAAGUGACGAGGCCAAGUCUACGGCGAGCGAGCCUGUCCCCACCAUCGAGCCCACCUCGACUCCUACCGGAGACAAGGAGGCCCAGUCGACUAACGAGUCCUCCAUGGCUUCCUCAACGUCCAUCGCUGAGGAGUCGGCCGCCCCCUCUUCGACUCAGUCUACCUCCGAGGCUCAGAGCACCGCCAGCACCGAUGCUGAGAAGGGUGCCUCGAGCAGCUCGUCCGCUGCCCCUGCAGAGAGCUCGCCCGCUGACAAUGGUGCACCUAACCACAUCGCCGGGUCACGCACGACGAUUGACGGUCAGAUCUGGGAGGCUAUGACAGUCAUUGUCCCCAUGGGCACUACGGCCGACUACAAGCCCCGCAACGAGUGGCGUCCUCGCGACCACCUGCCCAAGGCUACCGGCCUCGCCCGCCGUGACAACAAUGGUACUUUGCCCCCUCUCCUUCAGCCCACCACUACUGCUUCGUCCUCCUCGGCAGCACCGACCUCGACGCUGAGCACCGGUGGGUCCAAGGCUGACGACAACUCGGCAGACGACGAUGAGGACGACUGUGAUGAUGGCGAGUCUGAGCCUACGACCAGUGCGGCAAAGACGACGGCCAAGGCGACCACCUCGGCCAAGCCUACCACCACAACCUCAGCCAAGCCUACUUCGACGGCCACCUCCGCCAAGCCGACGACCUCAGCCAAGGCCACGAGCACGACCUCGACGGCUGCGAAGACGACAGCAACUGCCCCCGCUGCCACCUCGACGGGCUCUGGAUCUUCCAGCAGCACCGCGGCCUACACGACCUUCUGGAGCAACCUGCAGAAGCUCCUCAACAGCUCCGCGGACACCACUCAGCAGUCUUCGAUCUGGGCUUCGCUGAACAAGGCAUUCGGCUUCAGCAAGAGGGGAGAGGAGCUCCUCGAGGGAGAGGAGUGGGAGGAGAGAGAGUUUGAGGAGGCCAUGGAGGGUGUCUGGUUCGUCAGGGAUGAGUAGGUGGUGACGUAAGAUGUGUGCUAUGUGCUUUAAUGUCGUGAAUGAUAUCCUAUCCAAGUUACGAUGACCACCAAGAUGUGAUUGGGUGAGCCUGACUGAAACGAGAUGAG